UCUCGGGUAGAAAAUAAAACUAUUGUAGAUUGUUAAAAGUGAGUGAAACUAAAGUCUACAACUCACGCAUGCGUGGAAGACAACUCCGUAAUAAUUCAAUACAACAUUAUAGCAGAGUUAUAUCGCUGCUGUUGACUCUUUGCCUCGGCAGUCAUCGGGUUACGAUAAACCAGAGAAAACAUGGCACUAGAUAAACUCAAGAAAGAAGAAACUCUCGCAAUGAGGAAGCGAUUAAUCGGGCAAUCGUGUAGACUCUUUUAUUCAGACGACCCUGUGAAAAUAGUAAGAGCAAGAGGGCAGUAUUUAUUCGAUGAGAAAGACCAGCGCUAUCUGGACUGCAUCAGUAAUGUUCAUCAUGUGGGCCACUGUCACCCCAGUGUUACAAAGGCUGCAGCUGCACAAAUGGACCUCCUCAACACAAAUUCAAGAUUCCUGCACGACAACAUAGUCCUGUAUGCAGACCGGCUGUCUGCCACCCUGCCAGAGAAGCUGUGUGUCUUCUACUUUGUUAACUCAGGUUCAGAGGCCAAUGAUCUUGCACUGCGCUUGGCACAGCAGUACACCCAACACGAGGAUGUCAUCGUGCUUGACCAUGCAUACCACGGGCAUCUAAAGUCCCUCAUCGACAUUAGUCCUUACAAGUUCCGGAAACUGGCGGGACAGAAAGAAUGGGUUCAUGUGGUGUGUAAACUUAUACUGCCAUCAUUACACAAACUGCUGGCUCCUAUCUAUCUAAAUAAAUGUUUUUUAUCAUCCGAGGCACCUUUGCCAGACACCUACAGAGGCAUCUACAGAGAGAAUCACCCAAACCCAGGCCAAGCAUAUGCAGAUACAGUAAAAGAUCUAAUAGAGGAGGUACACAGGAAAGGUCGUAAGAUCUCUGCCUUUUUUGCUGAAUCAUUGCCAAGUGUAGGAGGGCAAAUUAUCUUGCCCCAAGGAUACUCAGCUAAAGUUGCAGAUUAUGUGCGCUCAGCUGGUGGAGUGUUUGUGGCAGACGAGGUGCAGACAGGCUUUGGACGUUUAGGAAGUCACUUCUGGGGUUUCCAGCAGCAGGGGGAGUGUUUCUGUCCCGACAUAGUGACAAUGGGCAAACCGAUGGGCAAUGGGCAUCCCCUGGCAUGUGUGGCAACUACUGUAGAGAUAGCUGGAGCUUUCACGGCCAACGGAGUGGAGUACUUCAAUACGUUUGGUGGGAACCCAGUGUCCUGUGCAGUUGGUCUGGCAGUCCUUGAUGUGAUAGAGAAAGAGGACCUAACAGGAAAUGCCACAAGGGUGGGAGCACAUCUGAAAGAUUUGCUCACAAAGCUACAAACACGACAUCAAUUGAUCGGUGAUGUCAGAGGUGCAGGACUGUUUGUGGGUCUUGAGCUGGUUACAGACCGGGAGAAGAAGACUCCUGCCACAGAAACAGCAGCGUUGGUGGUGAAAAGGUUGAAAGAGGAAGAUAAAAUCUGUGUCAGCACAGAUGGCCCUUGGGAAAAUGUCUUGAAGUUUAAACCCCCUAUGUGCUUCAGUAUGGAGGACGCAGAAUUGGCGGUUCAAUGUAUUGACCGCAUUCUCACAGACAUCGAAGCCAGUGACCUUAAAUUGGAAAAGGACGACAUCUAAGGUAUUACUUUGUUAGAAUAACCUUCUGUCUCCUGACUGAAGAAAUCCAGCCAAUUGAAGGUUUACAUCAUUACCGCCGGGAGAUGACCAGUAUACAAGAUGACACUAUUGUUUUCCCCUCCAGUUGAAAAACGAAUAAAAGUUUACAUCUUUUAAUCCUGACUCUUGUUCUAUCCUGUUCUUUUACCCACAGUAGCAAUAUCCUGUAUAUAUAAAUAAAUAAAAUUAGUCCCAACUUACAACACUGAUCAGCAACAUGUUCCCAAUACACAGUACGUUUAUGAUAAGCACUUACCAGACCACUAUCUUUAACUCCUGGACACAUUCACAAAUAUGCUCAAGUAUUGCAGUUUCACAUCUAGUGGGGUGGGUAUUUAACACUCAGCCAGUUAUCCUGCAGAUAGUGAAGUACUCUCCCACAGCUUCUCAAAGAGGCAUCCGUAGAGUUGUUAACAUUACUUGUGACAAAAACAAGCAAGCCAUUUAACAGUACAAAACAUUUAACAUUAACUUUACAAAUAAUAACAAAAAGAUCCGUGUGUAAUAUAAACCAAAAGUUUAUUUCUACCAAUUUGCCCAAGACACUAGAGGAAUGAGUUUCCAGUGAGAGAGGGAGUACCCUCGUACAUUAACAGGCUUGCGUUCAGUUGAAUAACACUAGUAAAGCCACUUAAAAUUGCAAACAUGAUGGGGGAAGAAACUCCUUAAAAGCCAAAACAAAGGAAAAAAAAAAAAAAAAAAAAAAAAAAGAUGCUGGUUGUCUUCGUCUACUAGACCUUCUGCAAACAUUCACUUGACACGCUUACAAUGAAUCCUUUGAUAAGUUUAAAUCCCUUAUUUAGCCUCACCCCACAUCUGAAGCCAUGCAACUCGCAUCCAACACUCAGCACGGGAGAAAAUAACUAAAGUUCUAGAAACACCAAAAGGAAAAGAAAAAAAAAAAAAA
This is a messenger RNA of Larimichthys crocea (large yellow croaker), 2554 nucleotides long. RefSeq names its product 5-phosphohydroxy-L-lysine phospho-lyase (gene phykpl). Gene Ontology annotation, molecular function: transaminase activity; pyridoxal phosphate binding. The coding region runs from base 181 to 1608 and encodes 475 amino acids. Gene Ontology annotation, cellular component: mitochondrion. NCBI's taxonomy places the organism in Eukaryota, Metazoa, Chordata, Actinopteri, Sciaenidae. The transcript is spliced from 12 exons. The record is from RefSeq and is a predicted model, not a curated record.